AUGGCAUUGUCACCCAAGAGGGUGGACAUAGUCGACAUCCGGGAGAAUGACAUGCAAUUCUCCCUCGUUAGCGAGAUCGAGAAAGGCCUGAACCUUUCCGACGGGGCUCGGCGGCGGUCAUUACCGACCAUGCUCCUCUACGACUCCGAAGGGCUGAAGCUGUUCGAGAAGAUCACGUAUCUAGACGAAUAUUACCUGACAAACGCCGAGAUUGAGGUGCUGGAAACGCAUUCUCGACGUCUCGUUGAAAAGAUCCCUAGCAACGCACAGCUUCUAGAGCUCGGUAGUGGAAAUCUCCGAAAGAUUGAAAUCCUCCUACGCGAAUUUGAACGGGCCGGAAAACCAGUAGACUACUACGCCCUUGAUCUCUCCCUAUCCGAACUUGAGCGCACUUUCUCGAAUGUCGCUGUUGAAGAGUAUAAGAGUGUUGGAUUCCAUGGUCUUCACGGGACAUACGACGAUGGGCAUACCUGGCUAAGUGACCCCAAGAACAGAGAGCGGCCGACGGUUGUUCUGUCCAUGGGCUCCUCAUUAGGAAACUUUAGUCCGCCCGAGGCAGCGGCAUUUCUCGCUGGAUUUGCCAAGCUCAUGAAGCCAUCUGACAUGAUGGUCAUCGGGCUUGAUGCUUGUGAGGAUCCACAGCGGGUAUACAAAGCCUACAAUGAUUCAGCUGGAAUUACACGGAAGUUCUACGAAAAUGGCCUUGUCAAUGCCAACAAGACUUUUGGUCGCGAAGUCUUCCGACCUGAGGAAUGGGAAAUUGUCACUGAAUACGACGAAGUCGACGGCAGGCACCAGGCUUUCUACGCACCCACAAAGAACUUGACUAUCUGCAAUGUCCAUCUCAAGCGGGGCGAGAGGAUCAUUUUCGAAGAGGCAUUUAAGUACGGCUCAGAGAGACGAGAGAAGUUGUGGCGUGAGGCUGGCCUGCUUGAGGCUGCUGAGUUCGAUAGCAGCUCUGGCGAUUACCAUCUACAUCUUCUGCAGUCGGCAGCUCUGAACCUACCGCUUGUGCCAUCCCAGUACGCGGCUAGCCCUAUUCCCAGCUUAGAUGACUUCCAGUCGCAGUGGACUGCAUGGGACAUUGUUACGAAAGCAAUGAUCCCGCAAGAAGAACUGCUUUCAAAGCCGAUCAAACUACGAAACUCUUUGAUAUUUUACCUAGGACAUAUUCCCACAUUUGCUGAUAUCCACUUAACCCGUGCGCUGAGUGGCAAGCCGACAGAUCCAAAGUCGUACCAAUUAAUUUUUGAGCGAGGCAUUGACCCAGACGUUGACGAUCCGGAGAAGUGCCAUUCCCACAGUGACAUUCCUGACGAAUGGCCAUCGCGUUCCGAAAUCUUAGACUACCAAGAUCGGGUAAGGAACAAGAUACGACCCACGCUCAAUCUGGCUGGCCUCUCCCAGAACAGGACGUUGGGCGAAGCCCUGUGGAUAGGAUUCGAGCACGAGGCUAUGCAUUUAGAAACUUUCCUUUACAUGCUCAUUCAAAGCGAGAGAGUUCUUGCUCCGCCAGCAAUUACAGUACCGGACUUCAAGAAGAUGUUCCUUGACGCUCGGCAGAACGAGAAAGCGAACAAAUGGUUCGCUAUACCAGAGCAGACUCUAUCGAUCGGGCUUGACUGUUCGGAAGACUCAAUGCCUGAGUCAUCAUUCGGAUGGGAUAACGAGAUACCCAAGCGCACCGUGACGGUCCGACCGUUCGAGGCGCAAGGAAGACCCAUCACAAACGGUGAAUACGCCCGGUACCUUCAAGAGAAUGGUAUCUGCGAGUGGCCAGCCUCCUGGAUCAUGACCGAUCAACAGGAUGGGGUUGCGCACGGCAGCACCGCAGCCGAGGAUUUCCUAACCGACUUCUCUGUCAGAACUGUUUUCGGCCCUGUGCCGCUGAAACUCGCUCAGGACUGGCCAGUAAUCGCGUCAUAUGAGGAACUCGAGCGUUACGCCUCAUGGAUGAACUGCCGCCUGCCCACAUUCGAAGAAACGAAAAGCAUAUACGCCCACGCAGCCCAUCUAAAGAAAACUGCCACGAAUGGCACAGCCGACGGAGCACCAACCAACGGACUGAAGAAUGGCUAUCACAAGCCCCAUCUCAGAAACGGCACCAUCAAGACUCACCCGUCCGCAACCCAGCCCGUCCUCCCACCCAGCACCUCUGCGCCGUCACCACCCGUCUACAUCGACCUCACAGAAUGCAACGUCGGAUUCAAGAAUUGGCAUCCCACGCCCGUCAUCCAGAACGGCGACAAAUUAGCCGGUCACGCAGAGUUCGGCGGCGUCUGGGAGUGGACUUCGUCGCCGCUCGAGCAGCAUGAGGGCUUCAAGGCUAUGGAAAUUUACCCCGGCUAUACCUCCGACUUCUUUGACGGAAAGCAUAAUAUCAUCCUCGGUGGUUCUUGGGCUACGCAUCCCCGGAUUGCGGGGAGGACGACGUUUGUGAACUGGUACCAGCGCAACUAUCCUUACCCAUGGGCUGGGGCCCGACUUGUCCGGGACAUUUAG
This is a messenger RNA of Aspergillus mulundensis, 2502 nucleotides long. Its product is annotated as DUF323 domain protein. Bases 1 to 2502 code for a protein of 833 amino acids. The record is from RefSeq and is a predicted model, not a curated record. Lineage: Eukaryota; Fungi; Ascomycota; Eurotiomycetes; Eurotiales; Aspergillaceae. The transcript has 6 exons.